Messenger RNA from Corythoichthys intestinalis (scribbled pipefish), 7549 nucleotides. RefSeq names its product cadherin 13, H-cadherin (heart) (gene cdh13). Gene Ontology annotation, biological process: cell-cell junction assembly; adherens junction organization; homophilic cell-cell adhesion. Bases 3207 to 5294 code for a protein of 695 amino acids. The record is from RefSeq and is a predicted model, not a curated record. The transcript has 13 exons. Lineage: Eukaryota; Metazoa; Chordata; Actinopteri; Syngnathiformes; Syngnathidae. Gene Ontology annotation, cellular component: catenin complex; plasma membrane; adherens junction. Gene Ontology annotation, molecular function: calcium ion binding; cadherin binding.
UAAAAAAUGCUGCAACCGCUUGCUUUAUAAAAGUUCGAGACACGAGACUCAUAUUUAUUGGUGCUAAAACUAGGGUGCACUUUAUACAGGGGUACAAUAAUUUCCCCUAGAUUUUACAGGUUAAGUUGGGGUGCACGUUAUACACGGGUGCGCGUUAUAUUCAGGAAAUUACGGUGUAUCUUAUUUUGUGAUCUUGAAAUUGUUUAUAUUUAGAUGUAACGUAAAAGUGAAUCACAAUUGUGAAUAUAAUGUGAAUGUAAAUCUAUUCAUCUCAAGUGCUGUAAGGAGAGAAGUGGGUCUGAAUAACUUAUUUUUUUUCCUCCAGGAAACACAUUCACUUAUGUGUGACACAUUCCAAAUAUUAAUUUGGCUUAUCACUGAUGCUAUCUAAUGAGGUUUUGGCUUGUCAGGUGGAACAGUAGACAUGUUGAUGGGACUAAUAUUUGUCAGCAUGGUUCAAUGGCAGUUGCAAAGUCCCAUCUUGCCAGACCCCUCACUUGUCACUGUUCUUUUGCUUUGCUUCCUCCCAAAACAACAAAAUGACACAGCGGCAAGGUUUCCAAAACAACAUGACAACAAUAUACCGUUAAGAAUGACUAUUGGUGUACAUUGUUCCCAAUUGCAACUGUGCUCUUGAGAUUUUGUUCUCAUGGGAAUUCUUGUCCGUGAUUUAUUAUUACGACAACUCUAUGCUUGGUUUCAAGGUUUCCUGCAUGCAUAGUGACCUUAGCUGCUGUUUUCCUAUUAAUAAUGCAACCGAGACAUGAGAAUAGAGGACAGGACUGAACAAUAUUCAACACUGUACCAUGAGGUGUAGGUGUAACAAUACUGUAUAUUUUUUUUCUGACAAGAAAAAAAAAAUCCAAAUUUUUCAAGUGGAGAGAAAUGUAAGUAAAAGUCAAUAUUUCCCAAGUAGGCGAAGAAGCUGUUGUCAGAUAUUUUUAAAUGCCAGUACCAUUUUAGCCGAUCAAAUGCGAGUAGCUCAGAUUGCCCCUCCUACUCUUCAUGCAUUGGCUAACUGCUCUCUGGCAGAGAAAGGAGAAACGGAGUAUACAGUUUAUUUAGUUAUUUUUGUCUGUGGGCUGAUGAAUUAACUGCAGACUUAUUGGUGCCUGUGUUGCUUGUAGGUUAUGAGUUAGCCAGCAGUGUUGUUAAUAACGACAUUAGAGUAUAACGGCAUAUCUAAGGGAGUUUUUUUUUUCAGUAGUGAGUAAUCUAAUUAAUUAUUUUUCCCAUUUUUGCAACGCCCUUACCCUUACUGAGGAUGUGAAGGGGCACUUUACUAGGGAGGGAAGGGGGUGGAAACGCCGUUGCAAACGUGAUGAUUGGCUAGGUCCAAUGUUCCCUCUAAUUUUUCAUGUGUCUGAGCAGACACACAAGCUCCCUGAUUACAUUGCGGAUAACGGUGAGCAACAUCAGAUGUCUAUACGGUGGCCACGCAGCAGUAUCAAACCUGUUCAAAGCCAUAGCAAGUUACAAGGCUUAUUAAAAGAAUGAAAUUACAGCAGCAAUUUUCAUUUGUUUACUUUUGAUAUAAAAGAGUUGGCCCACUUAAAAUGAAAAAGACCAAAAUCUCGUUCAUGAGAUGUGUACUAUGUUAUAUUUGAGAGUCCUGCUUUAACCGUAAGAAGAGUCCUGCUUUGGCAUGGGUAAGGUCCAGAUGUGGCAUGGUUGAGUUAAUAAAUAAAACAUAAUGGACAACCACAAUGGGAGUACAGUACCGUACAGUACAGUACAGUACAGUACAGUACAUUACAGUACAGUACAGUACAUAUAAACAUCCCACAUUUAUAUAUAUAUAUUAGAUUAGUCGACUAAUCGUAAAAAUAGUCGCCUGACUAAUUGGGAGGAAAUUAGUCGUUUGGGACAGCCCUAACUGUAACUAACGACUUUUUACGCCUUCAGCCUUUGGCGUGCUGGAGCACACUUGUGCUUGUCUUAGGUACUUUUCAAGCGUGGCGUGACUGAUGUCACAUUUGUCCCAAUGGCUGUGCUUGUGCUAUUAUUUUUUUAGAGGGCUAAACAUUUUUUCUCCUUCAUCAGAGGUCUUAGAAUGCUUAAUUUAUAUUCUUAAAUACUUUGUGCAACAGGAAAGUCCUUCAUACUUUGCAUUGUCUAUUGCUUUAAAUUAGUUGUUGUGCCUUUCGUUCUGUGCAUCAUAAGUUUUGUUUUGCUCAUAAUGACUGGCUUAUGAGAAAAAAACAAAAUGUAAUGGAUUCGGACCGAAAUUUGCAUAGUGCAAACAUCAGAAAGCUGCUUUUUCAUAUGUAUUCAAACGAUGGAAGUAAUAAAAGUUAGCCUGACAUUCUUGUCGUAAACGUCGUUCCUGUUUGGUUUUUUUUUUUUGGUUGUUUUUUUGGUUGAUUCUCUCCUCGCUCACUCAGAAAUACUGAAAAAGAAAAGACAUUGCAUCAUCAAUUUGUGAAAAUAUGUGGGCAUGCAAAAGCGCUGUCGCUGAUCUUUUGUCAUUUGAAUUGUUGCACUAGUUAUACAUGUUGCCAUAACAUCCUGUUGAUCUGUUCAUAAACCAGGGGAUUUAUACUACACCAAAGAAGACACACUACCAUGAUCUGUGUCAUAACCAGUGUUGUUAAUUUUACUUUAAAAAAGUAAUUAAUUACAGUUACAAAUUACUUCUCCCAAAAAGUAAUUGCGUUAGUAACUCAGUUACCUGAAUGUAAGAGUAAUUAGUUACUUGGCAAAGUAACUAGUGAUAUUUUUUUUUUCCUCAAAAACAAACAAACAAAAAAAAAAAAAACACAGGUCACACAAUGUGAAGCUUAAAGUGUUUGGGGGACAAUUGGCCCUAGCCCAAUUCUUUACCCUCCACUUAACUAGACACAAGGGUAUGGCGAUAACUAGCUAGUAACCUUUGCUAUGUGUGAAAGUCAUUUAAAGUUGUGAAUCAAUCGUUAAAGUUGUUAAAAUUUCUCCCGUUAUUGCAUUAGUUGCCUUCUGUCUACUUUAAACAUGUGUAAGUUUUAAAACUGUUUCAUCAUUUAAAGAUAGAUUUAAGUUAAGAUUUUGCCGAUUUAGGAGCAUUUUAGAUUUUAAAUAAUUACUUAGGUUCGCUAGGAAGGAUCUCUACAUCAGGGCCUUCCUGAGAGGUCUACUGCUUUAAGAUGGCGGCUGUUUACAAACGCAUGUAGUCCUUAAAACAUGUUGGCAGUGCAGCAGUGUCUGUCAUAUGCAUCUAGUUCUAUAAUAUGAUAUCUACCGUGUCAUGUGGGCGUAGUUUGUCGGCUAUGGCUGCAGUCAGGUAUUAUUGGAGCCACCUAGCAUCGCGGUUGGAACGGCGUCUUCCCCACUCCUGCUCUGCUCUCGUCCCCACUUUUGUCGGUGGCCGUCAGGAAGGACACCAGGAGGGCUGUGUGCCCGGCUUCCAGGUCAAACAUUACCAGGUUGCAUACAGGAGAACUUUUCAGAAAGGUCUGCCACUUCUACAAGUUGAAUUCGAUGACUGUGCCGGAAAUGAAGACGUGGCCUUUGAGGUGUCUGUAAGUGGCUUCCGCGUUGAUGGAAACCUUAAUUUAGUACCUCUGCAAGAUGUGACAUUCAGCGGGCCAGUCAUGUUCAUCCACGGGCUCAGUGCUCAUGCGGAUGACAUGGCACAGAUCGUCCUAUUUGGCCUGCAGGUGAUUUCAACAGAGAAGUCGUGGGACCAUAUUUUCCGACUGACGGGUCACGGUGCUGACCAGGAUCCCAAAGGUCUCUUUACUAUUGACAUCGACACAGGAGACGUGUCAGUCACUCGCUCACUGGACCGGGAGGUCAUCGAUUCAUACCUGCUGGAAGUGUCAACCACAGACCUUAAUGGAAACCUCGUUGAGGGACCCGUGAUCCUCGUCAUCACUGUCAUCGAUCAGAAUGACAACCGGCCCAUAUUCAGAGAGACGCGCUACACUGGAGAGGUGCUCGAGGGAUCGCCUACAGGAACCACAGUGAUGACAAUGAUGGCGUUUGAUGCAGACGACCCAGCUACAGAUAAUGCCGCUUUGCGCUACAACAUCAUCCGACAGUCUCCAGAAAAACCAUCUCCUAACAUGUUCUACAUUGACGCGGAGAGAGGCGACAUUGUUACUGUCAUUUCACCUACUUUACUUGACAGAGAGACUCUGCCAACCACAACCUAUGAACUUGAGAUUGUGGCCAAGGACAUGGCAGGAAGUGAGGUGGGCCUGACAGGAACAGCCACUGCAACCAUUACCAUCACAGACAAGAACGAUCAUGCUCCAGAGUUCACACAUCCACUGUUUGAAGCUUACGUGUACGAGGGCUCGACAGGUGUGGUCUUAAACUUAACCAUCGAUGAUAGAGAUGAUCCAGCAACAGGAGCAUGGAGAGCUGUGUACUCCAUAAUCAACGGAGAUCCCACACGAAGCUUUGAGAUCCAGACCAACCCAGACAAUAAUGAGGGAAUGCUUUCUGUUGUCAAGCCUCUAGACUAUGAAGGCACAGCGUUCCACAAGAUCUACAUUAAAGUGGAGAAUGAAGACCCCCUGAUUCCUGAUGUUGCUUAUGGCCCUACAUCAACAGCAACAGUUCAAGUCAAAGUUUUAGACAUUAAUGAGGGGCCGGUCUUUUUCCCUGACCCCCUGAUUGUCACCAGGAUGGAAAACAUUCCAGUGGAAAGCUUUGUCGCCUCUCUUAAUGCCACAGACCCAGAUACAUUACAGCUUCAGAGUGUAAGGUAUGCCAUUCUGCGAGAUCCAGCAGGUUGGCUGACUGUGAACCAACUGCGAGGAACUGUCAACACAUUGGCCUCUCUGGACCGUGAAUCUCCUUAUGUUUACGAUAAUAAAUAUACUGCUCUCUUCAUUGCCAUCGACAAUGGCAGUCCGCCAGCAACAGGUACCGGCACAUUGGUCAUCCACCUGGAGGAUUACAAUGAUAAUGCACCCUUUGUAGUGCCAUCAGUAGCACGGGUGUGUGAAGAUGCCCAUGAUAUGAAUGUAGCCAUCGUAGGUGGACAGGACAAGGACCUACCACCGAACGGCGCACCCUUCAAGAUAGAGCUGGGAAAACAACCAGGGUUGGACAAAACCUGGAGAGUUAAAAGUGUGAACUCCACACACUCCCAAAUCAUGUUGCUGCACAGUCUGAAGAAAGCCAACUACCAGCUCCCAUUGCUCAUCACUGAUUCAGGGGUGCCUCCUAUGUCCAACAACUCGGAGGUCAAAGUUCAGGUCUGCGUCUGCAAGAAGAACAAGAUGCUCUGCAGCUCCGCCCACUCACACCACCCUAGCCUUCUCAUCAUGUUGGCAACAGUCAUGCUUGCCCUACCCUGCCUGUAGUUCUUGUGAGACGGUCCUGUUUGCAACACUGGAAAGCAACAACUUAUCUCCCGCACACAACACUGGCUUAGCAGAGAGGACGGAAGAAAAGGAGAAGGAGUCUUCACACCGUGAAAAAUUGUACAUGACAACAGACACAAUCCGCACAAGCUCGAGUGCUGUGUAAAAAAUCACCUAUCUUGUCGCCACAUGUGUCUGCUUUUCUACUUUUUGUCAGCGUGCCACUCGUUCCAGCGUGAUAUCAUCUUUCGUUCGUCCGAAUGCCUUUAGCAUUUUAUCCUGAGUCCACACUCAACCUGGGCACCAUUGAUUAUUUAAUCCCACGCCCCCCAUUUUCCACUGUCUAACUGUGUCAAAAAUGGUGUGUUUGCCAGAUUUGAUAAUGUAUCCCAGAAGAACUUGUCAUUAUUACUUUUGUGUAUAGAACAAUGUACAAAAAUUGAAAGAUUUAAAUCAAUUUGUCACUCUUUUAUUUUGGAUGGAAUAUGUUCUGUAGUAGAACAUCAAACCGUUGAUAUUGUGCUUGAAAAAAUGUUUCAUUCCUUCUUUGAAACCAAUAGAUUUUUAUCGUUUUCAUGCCCAUAAAUGCUUAGCAUGGCAACCAUCCCUCAGAUAUACUUAAAAUUGAACACUGCACAACUUUACAUCAACUAGAAUCAUCUUUUUACAAACUAGAACAUCUAUAAACAUGUUUAAAAAACAAAACAAUGAUGUUUAAUCAUAUGGAGCUGCAUUUCAUCAUACUGAAAUGUAUGUUUAUCUGUUUGGUUAUUUUAAAAAGGACACAUGAAAUGGUCAAUAAUAAAGUAAUGCCUCAAAGGCAGUCUUAAUCCGAACUGUGAAUUAUUAAUAUUUGGAAAAUCAUAUAUUCAGUCAGCUCUUGCACUGUAUUUAAUUAUAUCUUGUGGAGGCUUAUCAAAUGAAGUGUCUACUGAGUGUAUUUGGAACAAAAUGCUAGGGGUCAGCACAGCUUUGUGUGUGCAAUUUGCAUGUUCUUCUCCCUGUGCUUGUGCGGGUCCUAUUUAGUAUCCCCCCAAUUCAAAAAACAAGUGAGUCAUUGAAGCCUAAAUUGUCUAUAUGUGUGAAUGUGAGCAUAAAUGCUAGUCUAUCUGUACAUGUCAGCUCUGUGUGACUGACAGGCAACCAAUCCGGGGCCCACAUUACUUCUCAUCUGAAGUCAGCUUUCUUGUGACUUUAAAUGGAACAACGGUACUUGUAAAUGGAUUGAUUGAUUGAUGGAUGGACUAACGCUAUAGUAUCAUUUUCAAUUUUAUGAAUGUUAUCCCUCCACUUUACUCACUCACCCCCCCAACAUAAGCCGCCCCCCUCAUGCAUAAAAACACGGCAUAGGCUGACACACCAUCCUGGUGGGUGUCGAGUGUCGGCUUUUUUUGAUGUGUUCUUUUCUAUCCUCAGAUGACUGUGUUUGAUCUAGUUUCUGAAGGGAGAAGCUGCCUAUUUGUGUGUUCCUGCAGUGGUUGUGGUCUCCUAGGACAAGGUGGUAGCCAAUAAGCCUUUAAAGUUGGAAACUCCUGAGUUGUUUCUUGGAUUGACCUGUUUUUAUUGCAUUAGUUGUCAUGGAGUGGAAAUCAGUAAAUCUUUAUAGUAAUGGUGUAAACCUUAAAAAUAAACUACUAUUAUAUAAAUAUUUUAUUUUUUACCGUUGUAUGAAUAUACAGUAUUGAUUAACUUGUGUUCCUUGCACAGGCCUUGACAAAAAGAGGAAUGUUUAUUUUCUUGUUUAGUGAACUUAAGCACUAUUUUAAACUCAUUGGCUGCCUUUGACAGCAAUAGAUGUCCAAUCCAUUUUGAUUGGUAGGGAUGUCUAUCCCUGUCCAUGGCAGUUAAUGACAUAAUGACAUUGGUGUCGUUGUUGACUUUUCCAUUGUAACAUCUUUGCUGGUGUUUUAUUAUGUUUUUAUACUUUAUUGUGUUUAGCUGCAAAAUGAGAUAUUUUUUUAAUGCUCAUGUGCUUAGGUUCACAUUUUGCUCCUCCUGUUCUUUCUUCAUCUGUUUUUCAAGUCUUAAGAAAGUUGUAAAAGAAGAAAACCAAGAAUGUGUUUGUGGUGCGUAGUUUCUCUUUUCUCUCACUCCUGCACUCGUGAAAUGAGGGGACGGUGUGCAGGCUCGAUUGGAAAGCAACCUGAGAGAAAAAGAAGACAUUUUGAACAAGUAAUGUCUGUCUUUUGCACUAAUUUAAUAAAUCAGUUACUGAAAAUUGCCACAUGAUGCUUUGGUGCAGUUUCUUGGUCUGA